AUGUCUCUCAUUAUCUCUUUUUCUUUGUGCAACUACAAUUCUCUCUCACUCUUUCAAUUACACUCUCUGCCUCUCUCUCUCUCUCUCUCUCUCUCUCUCUCUCUCUAUCUAUCUAUCUAUCUAUCUAUCUAUCUGGAAAACCGCUCUUCUCUCUCAAAAUCAAUAUGUGCGGCCGGCUUUUUUCAUUCUUUUCUCCCACUCACUCUUUUGUUUCUCUCUUUCACAUUUUCUCUCUCCCUUACUCUCAAACUCUGUGCAAAGGAAUCUCUCUUUCUUUCUCUCUCUCACACAUACAGCGAAAUGCUCUUCUCUCUUACAAUCCCACUAUUUCUCUUUUUUCUCUCUAUCUUAUCCUCUACUAUUCGCUAUGAGUACAACUACUUUUUUCUCUUUCUCUGUCUCUCUCUCUCUCUCUCUGUCUCUCUCUCUCUCUAUCUAUCUAUCUAUCUCUCCCACCCGUGUUAUAAUUAUUUCUAA
This is a messenger RNA of Acanthosepion pharaonis, 477 nucleotides long. The record is from the annotation of a GenBank genome assembly. Lineage: Eukaryota; Metazoa; Mollusca; Cephalopoda; Sepiida; Sepiidae.